AUGGAGAGGUUACGGAAUCAGAAGCUAUAUGCCAAGUUCAGCAAGUGCUCGUUUUGGAAGAGAGAGAUAGGUUUUCUGGGUCACAUAGUAUCAGGAGAGGGCGUGGCUGCUGAUCCAGAAAAGGCUAUUAUCGGAAGUUUGUUAAGGACUUUUCCUCCAUUGCAAAAGCCUUUAACUAAACUUACCGGUAAAGGAGUUCCUUUCUUAUGGGUGGAAGAAACCGAGAGGGCAUUCAAGAAGUUGAAGGAAGCUCUCACGACUGCACCUGUGUUAGCUUUGCCCGAGCAAGGUAAACCUUACACGGUUUACACGGAUGCUUCACGCGUUGGGUUAGGUUGUGUUCUUAUGCAAGAUGGGCGAGUCAUUGCAUAUGCUUCGCGACAACUACGAAAGCAUGAGGAUAACUACAGUACACAUGACUUGGAGUUAGCGGCCGUGGUGUUCGCUUUGCGAAUUUGGAGAUCUUACUUGUAUGGAGAAGAAGUGGAGGUAUACACGGACCAUCAAAGUCUUAAAUACCUCUUCACUCAGCCAGAUCUCAACCUGCGCCAGCGUAGGUGGAUGGAGUUUGUGGCAGACUACGACAUACGGAUUCGCUACCAUCCUGGUAAAGCGAAUGUUGUUGCGGACGCCUUAAGUCGAAGAAAGUUGGACGCAGAUUUAGAGAAAGAAGUGGAGCUAUUGAACCAGGAGUUGAAACAAGUGAAGUUGGUCGUUUUGGAAGGGCAGACAAGCGAGCCAUUGGGACUUCAAGCGGUGAAUCAGGCCAGCUUGAUUCAGAGAAUUCGAGAAGAACAACUUAAGGAUGAGAAGUUACUGAAGAUUGCUGAAGAACUCAAAGGACAAGCCGGGCCAAAUAAUGCGGGAUACUACUUGGCGGAGGACGGAACCUUGCUAAUUAAUGGGAGGAUCACGGUUCCUAAAGGACAAGGGCUGAGAGAUGAGAUACUAAGGAUUGCACAUCAUUCUUUACUCAGUAUCCAUCCUGGAAGUUCGAAGAUGUACCGAGACGUGAGAAGAUACUAUCAUUGGCCGGGCAUGAAGAGAUCAGUAGCACAAUGGGUUGCUCAGUGUGCAACUUGUCAACAAGUCAAGGUGGAACAUCAAGUUCCAGGAGGAUUGUUGCAGAGUCUUCCGAUACCUCAAUGGAAAUGGGACUCUAUUUCCAUGGAUUUCAUCACUGGAUUACCUAUUGCUCCAGGUAGAUCGAACAACUCGAUAUGGGUGAUUGUGGAUAGGUUAACCAAGGUCACACACUUGUUGCCUAUGCGGGACACUGAUAAAGUUGAAGUUUUGGCCGAGCUGUACAUCGACCAAAUCGUGAAGUUACAUGGUGUACCCUCUGACAUCGUCUCAGAUCGCGAUCCAAGGUUCACGGCAUCAUUUUGGGAAGCACUACAAGAAGCCUUGGGAACUAAACUGUACAGAAGCACGGCGUUCCAUCCAGAAACAGAUGGCCAAACGGAAAGGACCAUUCGGACCAUCGAGGACAUGCUGCGGAUGUGUAUUCUCGAUUGGGCAGGAACUUGGGAGAAGCAUUUACCGUUGGUUGAGUUCUCGUAUAACAACAGUCAUCAUUCGAGCAUAGGGAUGUCACCUUAUGAAGCAUUAUACGGAAGGCCAUGCAAUACGCCUAUGUGUUGGACGGAAGUGGGCGAAAGAAGAAUGUUUGGGUCACCUAUUGUUCAGGAGACCAUGAUUAAACUGGAGACGAUUCAGGCCAACAUGAAGAAGGCUCAGGACCGUCAGAAGAAGUACGCAGACCAGUCAAGAAGAGAAGUAACUUUUGAGAUAGGAGAUUGGGUCUAUUUGAAGGUUACUGCACAGAAAGGAAAGGACAGAUUUCGAAAGGUCGGGAAACUUGCAGUCAGGUUCAUUGGUCCGUACAAGAUCAUCGGGAAACUUGCAGUCAGGUUCAUUUGUCCCAACAGACAACGGAGUAACCAGCAGGGUUAUUCAUCUAUAAGGAUGGAAGAUGUUACUUGUUUCUCUUGCGGUAUGAAGGGCCAUUAUGCAUCGUCAUGUCCAAACAAGCCAAUCCCUGCGACCCCUCUCGCAAUCCGAGCUCCUCCUAGCCGUCCAGCUAUUGAGCCAGCACCAAAGAAGCAAAACCUAGGAGGUAGAGUUUAUGCCUUAGGUGUAGAAAACCCAGACAAUGCAGGACCGUCAAGCGGUCCCAUCACAGGAACCAUACAUGUUGCUGGUAAACCCACACAUGUAUUGUUCGACUCGGGGGCAACACAUAGUUAUGUGACCCCUGAAGUAGCUGCCCGGUUUUGGGAUUGUUUUGUGGUUGACAGGAUAAACGUGGCCGUCUUGACCCCCGCAGACCGAACCCUUCAAGCAAAUCAGUGUAUCAAGAAUGUUCCAUUGGUUAUUCAAGGCAAAGAGUUUGUGGCAGAUCUGUUAGUCGUGCCUUUAAAAGGGUACGAGGUAAUCCUUGGAAUGGAUUGGUUAUCGAGCUACGGAGUUCAGAUCGACUGUGGAAAGGGAAGGUUGUUGUUCGGCAGAGGUAAACGACCAGAGAUGGUAUACUAUGGAAUCAGUCCUAGUAUGACCGUGUCUUUGGUAGCAGCAAUGAGAGUACAAGAUUUGUUUCAAGACGGGGAAGUAUAUUUGGUGACCUUAUCGGUUAGUGGAGGAGCCACUAAUGAUGAAGUUAAGGUCGAAGACAUAGAAGUGGUCCAAGAGUUUGAGGAUAUCUUUGCACCACUAAAGGAAUUACCUCCACCUCGGAGUAAUCCCUUUACCAUUACUUUGGAGCCUGAAGCCAAACCUAUAGCUAAGGCACCAUAUCGGAUGGCACCUGCGGAGUUGGCCGAGCUAAAGAAACAAUUGGAAGAUCUAUUGGAAAAGGGAUUCAUCCGGUCGAGCUCUUCACCUUGGGGAGCUCCUGUGUUAUUUGUGAAGAAGAAGGACGGAAGCAUGAGGUUGUGUAUCGAUUAUCGUGGUAUCAACAACAUCACGAUAAAAGAUAAGUAUCCUCUUCCGAGGAUAGACGAGUUGUUAGACCAACUAAAGGGAGCUAGUUGGUUUUCGAAGAUUGAUUUGGCAUCAGGGUAUCACCAAAUUCCUAUUGCCAAGUCAGAUAUUAUGAAGACGGCGUUUCGGACGAGGUAUGGGCAGUACGAGUUUGUAGUUAUGCCCUUUGGUCUCACGAACGCACCUGCGGCUUUCAUGCGCUUGAUGAAUGAAGUGUUUCACGACUACCUUGAUAAGUUCGUGAUCAUUUUCAUUGACGACAUCCUGGUGUACUCGAGAAGUAAGGAAGAGCACAAAGAGCAUCUGAGACUGGUUAUGGAGAGGUUACGGAAUCAGAAGCUAUAUGCCAAGUUCAGCAAGUGCUCGUUUUGGAAGAGAGAGAUAGGUUUUCUGGGUCACAUAGUAUCAGGAGAGGGCGUGGCUGCUGAUCCAGAAAAGGUCCAAGCCAUACGAGAAUGGCCUCGACCUACCACUGUGACAGAAGUGAGGAGUUUUCUCGGACUUGCGGGCUAUUAUCGGAAGUUUGUUAAGGACUUUUCCUCCAUUGCAAAGCCUUUAACUAAACUUACCGGUAAAGGAGUUCCUUUCUUAUGGGUGGAAGAAACCGAGAGGGCAUUCAAGAAGUUGAAGGAAGCUCUCACGACUGCACCUGUGUUAGCUUUGCCCGAGCAAGGUAAACCUUACACGGUUUACACGGAUGCUUCACGCGUUGGGUUAGGUUGUGUUCUUAUGCAAGAUGGGCGAGUCAUUGCAUAUGCUUCGCGACAACUACGAAAGCAUGAGGAUAACUACAGUACACAUGACUUGGAGUUAGCGGCCGUGGUGUUCGCUUUGCGAAUUUGGAGAUCUUACUUGUAUGGAGAAGAAGUGGAGGUAUACACGGACCAUCAAAGUCUUAAAUACCUCUUCACUCAGCCAGAUCUCAACCUGCGCCAGCGUAGGUGGAUGGAGUUUGUGGCAGACUACGACAUACGGAUUCGCUACCAUCCUGGUAAAGCGAAUGUUGUUGCGGACGCCUUAAGUCGAAGAAAGUUGGACGCAGAUUUAGAGAAAGAAGUGGAGCUAUUGAACCAGGAGUUGAAACAAGUGAAGUUGGUCGUUUUGGAAGGGCAGACAAGCGAGCCAUUGGGACUUCAAGCGGUGAAUCAGGCCAGCUUGAUUCAGAGAAUUCGAGAAGAACAACUUAAGGAUGAGAAGUUACUGAAGAUUGCUGAAGAACUCAAAGGACAAGCCGGGCCAAAUAAUGCGGGAUACUACUUGGCGGAGGACGGAACCUUGCUAAUUAAUGGGAGGAUCACGGUUCCUAAAGGACAAGGGCUGAGAGAUGAGAUACUAAGGAUUGCACAUCAUUCUUUACUCAGUAUCCAUCCUGGAAGUUCGAAGAUGUACCGAGACGUGAGAAGAUACUAUCAUUGGCCGGGCAUGAAGAGAUCAGUAGCACAAUGGGUUGCUCAGUGUGCAACUUGUCAACAAGUCAAGGUGGAACAUCAAGUUCCAGGAGGAUUGUUGCAGAGUCUUCCGAUACCUCAAUGGAAAUGGGACUCUAUUUCCAUGGAUUUCAUCACUGGAUUACCUAUUGCUCCAGGUAGAUCGAACAACUCGAUAUGGGUGAUUGUGGAUAGGUUAACCAAGGUCACACACUUGUUGCCUAUGCGGGACACUGAUAAAGUUGAAGUUUUGGCCGAGCUGUACAUCGACCAAAUCGUGAAGUUACAUGGUGUACCCUCUGACAUCGUCUCAGAUCGCGAUCCAAGGUUCACGGCAUCAUUUUGGGAAGCACUACAAGAAGCCUUGGGAACUAAACUGUACAGAAGCACGGCGUUCCAUCCAGAAACAGAUGGCCAAACGGAAAGGACCAUUCGGACCAUCGAGGACAUGCUGCGGAUGUGUAUUCUCGAUUGGGCAGGAACUUGGGAGAAGCAUUUACCGUUGGUUGAGUUCUCGUAUAACAACAGUCAUCAUUCGAGCAUAGGGAUGUCACCUUAUGAAGCAUUAUACGGAAGGCCAUGCAAUACGCCUAUGUGUUGGACGGAAGUGGGCGAAAGAAGAAUGUUUGGGUCACCUAUUGUUCAGGAGACCAUGAUUAAACUGGAGACGAUUCAGGCCAACAUGAAGAAGGCUCAGGACCGUCAGAAGAAGUACGUAGACCAGUCAAGAAGAGAAGUAACUUUUGAGAUAGGAGAUUGGGUCUAUUUGAAGGUUACUGCACAGAAAGGAAAGGACAGAUUUCGAAAGGUCGGGAAACUUGCAGUCAGGUUCAUUGGUCCGUACAAGAUCAUCGGGAAAGUUGGUGAGGUAGCUUACCGAUUGGAUCUGCCAGCAGAUAUGCAUCUACAUCCAGUAUUCCAUGUUUCCAUGCUUCGGAAACAUAUACGGGAUCCAAGUACUGUUGAGCCCGAGAGAAUCGAGGAGUUGGAGAAAAACCUUACGUAUCCGGAAGGACCAAUCAGAUUAGGAGAACGGCGUAUUCGGAAGCUCAAAAAUCGUGAGAUUGCUCAAGUACAAGUGUUCUGGGGAAGACAAAACAGGAUUCAUGUUACUUGGGAGGAUGAAGCGAGAUUUAAAACCGAUCACCCGAAGUUUUUCCGAGAGGACGUUUUAAUGGAAGAAGGAGGCCCCUCAGAGCCUUAGAAUUCGAGGACGAAUUCUGUUAACGGGGGGGGGGGGGGGAGAAUGUAGAAACCCUUAAAAAAAAAAAAAAAAAAAAGAAUGGUCGAGUAUCUUUUGGAUGAUCGAGUCGCGGAUGAUCAUAUUGUUCUUGUCUGAACCAUGAGUCAAGUAUGCCACUGGACAAUGGUUAGACAAUGUAGUAGAUUGAUUCAAAUGAUGUUUGAAGCAAGACAAUUUUGGAAGCACAACAGGAAGACCGGAAAUUGGGCGAAAAACCCUAAAUUUCGGUAUUACGAAAUUUUUCGAAGAAGCCGAAAGCUCGGUAAAUAUUUUUCCUCAAGAUCAGAGUCCCAGUAGGGCUUAUUAAAUAUACUCAGGCCAUCAGAACGGGCGUAGAAAAAUAUUUGGGAUUGAUCGCGGGACAAAAAUUCACCGGAAAGGCCGAAAUCGGCCGAAUCGACCGAGAAGCUUGAGGUGGCUUGAUGUGUAUGUGUUCAGGACGUGGUGGCAGGCUCUUGACAGUGUGUGUCAAGGGAAUGAGGAGGUGUUGCAGUACAUGCAACAUGUACAUGCAAGUAGACAUGUGGAGCACGAGGUGGAACGGCCAAGCACGAGGUGUUGCGAUGCAUGCGACCGAAGCAUGCGGCCAGCCAUGUGUGAGAUGGGGUGUCGACCUGCAUGCACUUCAGUCAUGAAGCAGGCCAUCUGGACGUGGGUGUGUCAUCCUGCAUGAGACUGAGGCAUGCAGCCAGCCAUGUGGAGCACGAGGUGGAACGGCCAAGCACGAGGUGUCGCGAUGCAUGCGACCGGGCCAUGCCGCCAGACAUGUGGAGGAUGUGGUGUCAGCUUGCAUGUGAUCAGGCCAUGCAUCCAGACAGGUAGAGGGCGUGGUGUCACCUUGCAUGUGAGCAGGCCAUGCUGAAGGACAAGUGGAGCACGAGGUGCCGCCACGCAUGCGUCCGGAGCCAUGCGAAGCGACACACGGGCUGCCACACGGCUUGUUCCUGAUUGGUUGAUGAUUCCUAUAAAUAGGCCACGAACCCCUCUCAUUUCAAUCCAUCCAGAACACAUCAAACCUACUUCAAAACAUAAAGAGAAAGCAAAGAAAGAAAGAUCGAGUUUCGAUAGUUUUCGAGCGAUUUAGGCAGUUUUCGAGAACAGUUACUCUGCCGAUUUUGAGUCAGCACUUGGAGAAGAUUCUGUUCAAGUGAAGAGAGAUCAGUUCUAGUGGAGACCAGUUCAAGUGAAGAUCAGUCCA
Brassica napus (rape) is the source of this 6850-nucleotide messenger RNA. RefSeq lists its product as uncharacterized. Gene Ontology annotation, biological process: proteolysis; DNA integration. Lineage: Eukaryota; Viridiplantae; Streptophyta; Magnoliopsida; Brassicales; Brassicaceae. The record is from RefSeq and is a predicted model, not a curated record. The coding region runs from base 1 to 5613 and encodes 1870 amino acids. The transcript is spliced from 3 exons. Gene Ontology annotation, molecular function: nucleic acid binding; aspartic-type endopeptidase activity; zinc ion binding.